Messenger RNA from Akanthomyces muscarius, 1194 nucleotides. RefSeq lists its product as uncharacterized. The coding region runs from base 1 to 1194 and encodes 397 amino acids. The transcript has 2 exons. Gene Ontology annotation, molecular function: hydrolase activity. Lineage: Eukaryota; Fungi; Ascomycota; Sordariomycetes; Hypocreales; Cordycipitaceae. The record is from RefSeq and is a predicted model, not a curated record.
AUGGCGACAAAGACGGACCUCACCUGCCCUAUGCAGACACUGGAUUUUGUGUCACUAGCAUGGGUGAUACCAGUUCUCUUAUGCAGAGCAUCAUAUGAUUUCGGCAAAAGGUUUUUCAAGUCGCACCCGAUGGGUUUGCUCCAUUGGCGCCAAAAACUAGCGACGUCUUUUCUCUACGCGACGCGGGUCACGCUCAACCAGCGAAUGAAGUACGCCGCCAACACGCGCAAGACGACGGGGGAGCAGGUCAGCGAGUACUGUGUCGCGCGCGGUAUUGCGCACGACAAGGUUGUGGUUUCGAUGCCUACGUCAAGCUCCUUUCCGCCACCCAACCUGCACCUUGUUUCGUGUCCGGACGCUGUAGCUGACGGGCCAACGGUGCUGUUUGUCCAUGGGGGUGGCUACCUCUAUCCCAUGGUCGGCGAAUGCCACAUUCCCCUGGCGCUGCACAUGGGCCGCUCUAGCAAGGCGAAACAAGUGGCCUAUCUGGAGUAUACCCUCACUUCCAGCCUGCAGUACCCUGGCCAGCUCGCACAGAUUGCGCAAGCCGUCGCGCAAUUAUUGAAGCAGGGCGUGCGAUCGUCGGAUUUAAUCAUUGCGGGGGACAGCGCGGGCGGACACUUGGUGGCUGGUCUGCUUGCGCACAUGCAACAACCAUGUCCUCUGGUCGAGCCAAUCGACUUGAAGGGCCAGCAGAUUCGGGCCGUUGUUCUGCUCUCGCCGUGGGUCGACAUGACGCUGACGGACACGUACGGGGCGGCCAACGAAGCAUAUGAUGUACUGUCGCAGGGCCAGCUGCGCGACUGUGGGAGGCUGCUGGGGACGACGAGUCGUCCGGGCAGUCUCUGGCUGGAGCCGCUGCGGGCCAAGGAGGGAAAGGCGGUGCUCCUCCAAGCGCUGGCGGGGGCUGGAGACGGUGCGCAGCCUAUUGCUGGCAAAGUCCUGAUUACGGCCGGCGAGCGAGAGGUUCUCUUCGAGAGCUGCGUCGACUUUGCAGAGGGCUUCACCGGCGCGAGGACGGUUGUGAUGGAUGCCAAGGGACGGCGGACGAUACGAGAUGUGGUCGAAGAGGAGGCGUGUGUGUUUGCGAUUGGACCGGGGGAAGUGCAUGUGCAGUCGGGGAUUGAUGUUGCUACGGGAUAUGAUGAGGGGGCGACCAUGGUUGCUUUGUCGGCGUUUCUGGAGGCAUUAUAG